Molecule: messenger RNA, 1056 nt
Organism: Colletotrichum chrysophilum
Lineage: Eukaryota; Fungi; Ascomycota; Sordariomycetes; Glomerellales; Glomerellaceae
Exons: 2
Coding region: 1-1056 (351 amino acids)
Molecular function (GO): protein binding
Source: RefSeq, a predicted model, not a curated record
AUGGAAACUCGGAUAGGGGGCAGAUACAUCGUACAGUACCGGUUAUCCUCUGCGCAUCCGCACACGGCUGGCCGGGAGAUCGGUAGCCGGCUGUUCUACCCCGAGCUCGAAGCCUCUGAAGUUCCAGCUGUGCUGCUUGGUCCUGUAGAGCUUCCUGUUGCGGAGCGGCAGCCAGCUCAUUGGCACUCUCAGCCUCAGCAACAGAGUCCAGAAUCUCCCAUCAACCUCGAUGUAACGCAGCCGCCUCUUCCAACGCCCCGGGUCUAUGAGCUGCCGGCAAAUCCAUACGUUCCAGGGCCUUGCAAUCCACCCCCUCCGCCAAUAGCGCCUUCAAGACCAACCCAACGUGGCCCUAUCCCCCAACCGGCAGACAUUUCUUGGGAAAGCUUGUCAUCGGCCGAGAAGCCCGAAGCCGAUCUCUCGCUUGGAUUCAAAAUCUGGUCACAAGGUUCUCGCGAGAAGCUUGAGAAACAAUUGAAGAAGGGAUGCAAGAACGAAAAGGUCAAAGAGGUUCUUGAUAUCCUCAAGAACAGCGCCUCGAAGUUCAAGCAACACUCUUCGCUCUUCGAGUCGCCUAUUCAGGAGUGUCUGAAAGCCCCGAGCGAUAAGCGCAACAAGUGCCUCCUCGGUCUCGUUAUUGCGAUGCAAGAGGAGGGCCAUAAACUCAAAUCAAUCGGCAAAUCAGCCGGAGACACUGUCUUGACGAAGCUUCUAUCCAUCCGCAGAACAUCGACUUUUCAGCAGCAAAUCAACGCUCUCAAUUUCCUUCUGAAGCAGGGACCUAAAUCCCUGGUUAAUAAGCGCGACGCCCAGGGCUGCAGCCCUCUCGAUUACGCUGUUUUGUCCGGGAACGCCGGAGCAGUCGCGCUUCUGCUUCAGUAUCAAGCUGAUCCAAUGAGCCAAAACCGGUUGCAGAAAAGUGCGCGCGACAUCGCCAUGGAGAGUGCUUCUCGCUUAACUCAGGGCGGUAGCGAACUCAUGAUCAACAACCACGCACACAUCAUGAGUCUCCUAUUCAGGGAUGGGCAGCCUUGCACGAGAGCUCGUGAGGACUAA